AUGAGUUCACAGGUUAUUGCAGGGUUAUGUGUAUAUUACACUAAUCUUAGUAAUAUGACUAUGAAUAGAGUGCGAUUGGGGUUUCCGAGGAAAAUGUGUGUUGGACCGGGUCAACAGAACCACAAGCCCUUUCCCUGCACAGCACAGCGGUUACAUGUGUUGGAAUAUAAUGCCUUCGGAAGACUACGAAAGAGAUGCUAUGUGAAUGGGAAAAGACUCGGAUUACUGAGGGUACCUGUUGCACGUCCGUUUAUUCAUAAUUUUUCAAGGGCUUCGUCCCCGCUCUCCAUCUGCAAAUUUAGGGGGUUUGUUCAGCCUCCAUAUUUGUGUAGCUCCGGGAACUGGCUAAACACGCGGUCCAGUUAUAGCACACCGGCCGGUCCGGACAAAGCGACACAGCCUGGAGAGGAUAACAAAAAGCAUCCUGCACCUGACACAAAUAACAAAUUCACACGGAUACCAUCCGAAGAUGUCAAAAGGCUUUUACAGCUAGCUUACCCGGAGCGCUGGCGACUGACAGUGGCUGUGGGGUGCCUGGUAGUGUCCAGCGCAGUCACCAUGUCGGCUCCCUUCUUCCUGGGCCGAGUGAUUGACACCAUCUACCUGAACUCCUCCCCGGACUUCAGCUCCUCCCUUGCCUCCCUGUGCACUAUGCUGUGCGGGGUCUUCCUCUGUGGUGCCGCUGCCAACGCCGCUCGGGUCUACCUCAUGCAGAGCUCAGGGCAGCAGAUUGUGAGAAACUUACGCGAAUCCCUUUUUUCCUCGAUUUUGAGGCAGGAGAUGGGUUUCUUCGACAAGGCACGCACCGGCGAGCUCAUUAACCGCCUGUCUGCGGACACGGCUCUUAUCGGGCACUCGCUCACCGACAACCUUUCCGACGGCCUCCGUGCCGUUGCCCAGGCAACGGCUGGAAUCAGCAUGAUGUUUUAUGUGUCCCCCAGUCUGGCCUCGUUCGUACUGAUGAUCGUCCCUCCCAUGGCCGGCCUGGCUGUGGUCUACGGGCGAUACCUGCGCUCCAUUUCCCGGAGAACGCAGGACUCCCUGGCAGAGUCCACACAGCUGGCAGAGGAGCGGAUCAGCAAUCUGAGGACAGUGCGCGCGUUUGGGAAGGAGCUGGCGGAGGUGGAGAAGUACGUGGAGAAAGUAAACCACAUCCUCAUGCUGGCCAAGAAAGAGGCGGUGCUUCGGGCAGGGUUCUUCGGAGCAACGGGCUUGAGUGGAAACUUGCUCAUCCUGGCGGUGCUGUAUAAGGGCGGGCUCCUGAUGGGCAGCGAGCACAUGACCGUGGGGGAGCUCUCUUCCUUCCUUAUGUACGCCUUCUGGGUGGGAGUCAGCAUCUCAGGACUGAGCUCGUUUUACUCUGAGCUGAUGAAGGGCUUUGGAGCGGGGACCCGGCUGUGGGAGCUGCUGGACAGGAAGCCGGAGUUUCCCUUAAACGAGGGUAUUGUGCUGCAGCCGGGGCAGCUGAAGGGAGAGCUGGAGUUUCGGAACGUGUCCUUCGCCUACCCGACCCGCAAGGAUGCGCCCAUCUUCCAGGACCUGAGCCUGCACGUUCCAGCAGGAUCCGUGCUGGCAGUGGUGGGGCCCAGCGGGUCUGGAAAAUCCACCCUGGUGUCCCUGCUGCUACGGCUGUACGACCCAGAUGCAGGCAUCAUCACUGUGGAUGGCCAUGAUGUGCGCGAACUGAACCCGUACUGGCUGCGGAGUCACAUUGGCACAGUCAGUCAGGAGCCUGUGCUGUUCUCCUGCUCCGUGGCGGAGAACAUAGCGUACGGAGCCGCGGACCCCAGCCUGGUGACGGCGCAGGACGUCCAGCGGGCGGCGCACAUGGCUAACGCCUACACCUUCGUCCAGGACUUCCCCCAGGGCUUCCAGACGCUGGUGGGGGAGAAGGGGGUGCUACUGUCAGGUGGUCAGAAGCAGAGGAUUGCCAUCGCCCGUGCACUACUGAAGAAUCCCAAGAUUCUUCUGUUGGAUGAGGCCACAAGCGCUCUGGACGCAGAGAACGAGUUCUUGGUCCAGGAGGCCCUGGAGAGGCUGAUGCAGGGGCGGACUGUGCUGAUCAUCGCUCACCGGCUCUCCACCAUCCAGAAUGCGGACGCGGUGGCGGUGCUGGAUCAGCGGCGGGUGGUGGAGAUCGGCCGCCACGCCGAGCUGCUGAGGAACCGGCAGGGACUGUUCCGGAAGCUGAUGGAGAAGCAGGCCUUCCUGCAGGCCGAACACAAGCAGGUCCUGCGGGAGUAGAGGUGGGGAUGGAGAGGGUGGAGUCCCUUGCCAAGGCUCCCCCCCCCCACCCCCACUGAUACUGUGUCUGAAACAGCUGUGUUUGAACAGAUAUUUUUAAUAGCGGACUGUCAAAUAAUAAAAUGGGGGGUGGCAGAAGAUGUUCCACCAUUGCGGUGAAGUACCAGCCUGCCUGUUUAAGGGCCUGUUUCAUCAACACUGUCCAAGCAGUCCAAGCUACUAUAAGUCCAGCAACAGUCCAGACACUGCAGGCCUCCCAGUUUAAUAAUUUAAUGCACCAAAGUGAGUCACGUGUUAGGCACUCAGGCCCUUCAUCAGAUUUCUAGUGAGCCCGAGUGGAGGGGACCAGACGGGACGGGACGGGACAGCACCACUGUACACAUUCUCUCACCUGGGGACUCUGGGACAGACCUGCUGUGAGGUACUAACCUAUUACAUUCACUGCACUGGAGAUGUUUAUAAUACAGAGUCAAACGCUUGAAGGGUUUUUGAAGUACUGAAUUAGCACCACGCGUUAAAAUUGAGGCAUUCAAAAUUCAGCGGUUCUGUUUUUCAGGAUUGCCAACAGUUUUGUCACUGAUGUCCAUGUGAUGCACUAUAAACUAAAUCAGACAAUCCUUUGGCUUCUCCACUCUGCAUUAAGAAGCACAGAGGCAUUGGAGAGUUAACACAUCAUUAUAGAAAUGGUCACAAUAAUUACAAUCACAGUAUUCUGGGACAAUUACUUCACUCACUUCUGUUGCUUCUGACUACAUUCAUUUUAGAUACACAUUCUCUUGAAGUCAUUAACCAUUUGAGGUCACUCAAAAUUACCCAUGAUGCACGGUUUUGUGUACAGCCCAUUACCCAUAAUGCACUGUUUAGGACACUGCUGGCACUUUAUGGUCAUAUCAUAAUGAUUACAUCAAGUAUGUGGGCAUAGUUAAAGGACUAACUUGUAUUUGACGAAACCAUAAGUUGCAUCUUGGGACAUUUUUAAUGGUCUGACAGCAACAGCAGAUUUCAGAAAACAUUAUUCAAGCCACAGAGAACGUGUCCUUGUGCUAAGGAUAGUCAAUAUCCUUUUUUAAAUUAUAAAAAAAAGAUUUUAUGGCAAAAAGACAGGGUAACGUAUAUAAAGUAUUUGCCUUUUAUUUAAGAAAAUAAGAAUACAGCACUAUUUAUAAUCAUGUUUAUAGUUUUAUUCUUACUAUAUUAUAUUUUAACAGAUAUCCCAUGUACUGCAACAGCGCAAUGUCGAGCAUAACAUUUUGUAUAACUGGAAAAACAUAUCUUUCCUCAGAUUCCUUAUUUUCUGUGCUACACUUUAAACAGAAUACAGUAGUUCUUUAAGAAAUUGGCUGCGCAACACUCAAGUCAUUCCAAGAGAUCAGAUUUUGUCCCAUAUAAAAGCACAUUGGUUUGUGUCACAUUCAUGCAUGUUUUAACAUGGUUUUGAAAAAAAUGAACCAAAAUGAAUCACUGGCAUAGCAAAAAUACAAUGAGCCCUCUUACAUUAACUAAUCUUUGACAGAAAUGUUUCAUACAACCUUAUGAUUGCAAAAUUUACACUCCUCAAACCUUACCUUUUACCACCACGUUCUCACUGGACAUUCUCACUUCUGAGCUGUCAGUCAUAUUACUUUAACUGGCCCUUUAAAGGAAAGAGGGGUGACAGGUCACUCAGGAGUGGAGUGUGUUUUUGCUAGAACUGGCUGACACACACAGACCAUGUGAGCUAUCGCUGAUGCUACUCCAGGUGCUCUGCUAAGGAAUGGUGAUUCAAUGUGCUUUCAGAGCAGGGGAGUUGGUUAUAGUACAUGAGUUUAACAGUCAAAUUUUCACAAAUGUUUAAACACAGGAUCACAGAUUGAUCGGUUUACUGGCACUCAGUUUAUUAACAAGAAAUCCUGUUCUUUCAUAAAUACUCAAUAAAUACUCAAUAAACUCAGUAAAAUAAUUCAUUAUUCAGUGAUGUUAACCGGAAGAACUGUCUGUGGUAGAGAAACUGUUGCUGUAUGUAUGUGAAGUGAAUGGGAGUUUUGUACAGUGCUCCAUGAGCCAGUAAUCUUAUUUUGCCACUAUCUGGGAAGGUACAGAAUGUUGGAAUAUUUAUCUGUUGAUACUGGAUAUGCCUCCUGAUUAUCAGGGCUUCUCUUCUUGUUCCACCACAGUGUAUUUUUAAUUUCCGUCAUUUCUAAUUUGUGUGCUGUUGCUGCAGUUUGUCAAAUAAAAUUUAUUAAUAUACUGA
Molecule: messenger RNA, 4474 nt
Organism: Anguilla rostrata (American eel)
Lineage: Eukaryota; Metazoa; Chordata; Actinopteri; Anguilliformes; Anguillidae
Gene: abcb10
Product: ATP-binding cassette, sub-family B (MDR/TAP), member 10
Exons: 13
Coding region: 1-2244 (747 amino acids)
Biological process (GO): oligopeptide export from mitochondrion
Cellular component (GO): mitochondrial inner membrane
Molecular function (GO): ABC-type oligopeptide transporter activity; ATP hydrolysis activity; ATP binding
Source: RefSeq, a predicted model, not a curated record